CCGGGCCAUGAGCCGCGCGGGCAGCUGGGACAUGGACGGGCUGCGGGCGGACGGCGCUGCGGCCGGAGCGGCCCCGGCCUCGUCCUCCGGCUCGUCCUCGUCCUCGGCGGCGGCCGCGGCGCAGGGCCAGGGCCGCGGCUUCCUCUCGGCGCCGGUGUUCGCCGGGGCGCACUCCGGCCGGGCGGCGGCGGCGGCGGCGGCGGCGGCUGCGGCGGCGGCGGCGGCGGCCUCGGGCUUCGCCUACCCGGGGACCUCGGAGCGCGCGGGCUCCGCCUCGUCCUCGUCCUCCGCCGUGGGGGUGGCCGCGCGCCCCGAGGCGCCCUCCGCCAAAGAGUGCCCGGCGCCGGGCGGGGCGGCGGCACCCCCGGGCGCCCCGGCGCUGGGCUACGGCUACCACUUCGGCAAUGGCUACUAUAGCUGCCGCAUGUCGCACGGCGUGGGCUUGCAGCAGAACGCGCUCAAGUCGGCGCCGCACGCCUCGCUGGGAGGCUUCCCGGUGGAGAAGUACAUGGACGUGUCUGGCCUGGCCAGCAGCAGCGUGCCGGCCAACGAGGUGCCCGCGCGAGCCAAGGAGGUGUCCUUCUACCAGGGCUACACCAGCCCCUACCAGCACGUGCCGGGCUACAUAGACAUGGUGUCCACCUUCGGCUCCGGGGAGCCUCGGCACGAGGCGUACAUCUCCAUGGAGGGCUACCAGUCCUGGACGCUGGCCAACGGGUGGAACAGCCAGGUGUACUGCGCCAAAGACCAGCCGCAGGGCUCCCACUUUUGGAAGUCUUCCUUUCCAGGGGAUGUGGCUCUGAAUCAGCCAGACAUGUGUGUCUACCGUCGGGGGAGAAAGAAGAGGGUACCCUACACCAAACUGCAGCUCAAAGAACUGGAGAAUGAGUAUGCCAUUAACAAGUUCAUUAACAAGGACAAGCGGAGGCGGAUCUCGGCUGCCACAAACCUAUCUGAGAGACAAGUGACCAUUUGGUUUCAGAACCGAAGAGUAAAAGACAAGAAAAUUGUCUCCAAGCUCAAAGACACAGUCUCCUGAAGUGGGUCUGAAUGGUCACCGAGAGUUGAAAUGCUUUUAUUUGCCUCCAAAAGACCUUUGGAAAGACUUGAAUUUGUAUUUAAUUUCCCCCACCCUACCCCUGCCACCGAUGGCAAAUUUUGUGAAUUGUUUUUCUUUUUUCCUCUUCAAUGGUUUUAAAACCUUUUGUUGACCAAACUGACUUUGUAGUUGUUUAUUUGUUUGUUAUUGACUUGUUCUUCACUAGGUUUAUUUUAAUGGUAUUUUUAAUGUUCUAUUUCUCCCUCCAGGCCAGUAUAAAGGACUUGAAAAAAUGUAUUAUUAUUACUCCUGCCAAAUGAAUUUCAGAAGCACUAUUUUGCUUUUUUUUUUUUUACUAUUUUGAUUUUAAGGUUUAAUUUUUUUUAAAUCACUGAUUAUCUUCAUAAUCCAUUAAAGCAGAAUGAUUUGCAGUUGUUCAUAUCCUGUGAUUGGAUAAUUGAAUCAUUAGCUCUCAGCAGUAGUCCUGAAGCAAGUGGAAAUAGCUCUGAGCUGGCAGUGCUCAGCAGUCACUGCACUGGAAAAGUGUAAAAAAAAAAAAAACAA
This is a messenger RNA of Erinaceus europaeus (western European hedgehog), 1603 nucleotides long. It is a transcript of the gene HOXD13, whose product is annotated as homeobox D13. NCBI's taxonomy places the organism in Eukaryota, Metazoa, Chordata, Mammalia, Eulipotyphla, Erinaceidae. The transcript is spliced from 2 exons. Gene Ontology annotation, molecular function: DNA-binding transcription factor activity, RNA polymerase II-specific; RNA polymerase II cis-regulatory region sequence-specific DNA binding. The record is from RefSeq and is a predicted model, not a curated record. The coding region runs from base 8 to 1039 and encodes 343 amino acids. Gene Ontology annotation, biological process: regulation of transcription by RNA polymerase II.